UGUGGAGAGCUCCUAUCACCCCAGACACACCCGGACGCACCUUCAAUCCCAGCGCAGACCAUGAUUCCUAUAACAAACCAAUAAACCAACCCAAACUGAUCCCUGAAACACCCACACAAUGUGGCGGGAUCGCACCAACCUCUACCUCUCCUACCGCCAAUCCCUAAUCCACCACCCGGCCAAGAAACCCGCCUUCACCCCAACCAAUGGCUUCGCCGACACACCCUCCCACCCCGAAGAAAACAGACGCCUAAUCUCGGACACAGACGAAGAUGGCGACAUGGUCAUCGAAAUGGACCUCCUGCCACCGCGCUGGGUCGACGUGCAGGAAGAGGUCUCUGAGCUGUUAGCCGAUAUCGCCCAGAAAUCAUCCCAGCUGGAUAAACUGCACCAGAAACACCUGCUGCCGGGCUUUGGAGAUGAGGAUCUGCGGAAACAAGACGAGGGCGUUAUCGAGCGCCUGACGCAGGAUAUCACCCGCGCGUUUCAUGAUUGCCAGCGCGCUAUUCAGCGCAUUGAGACUAUGGUGCUGGAUUCUAGGGCGCAGGGUGGUGUUAGUAGUGGGGAGGAGACUAUGGCGAAGAACAUUCAGAUUUCGCUUGCGGCUAGGGUUCAGGAGGCUAGUGCGCGCUUUAGGAAGAAGCAAAGUACUUAUCUGAGGAAAUUACGAGACCUGGAGGGUAUAGCGACGCCGUUUGAUGGUGCGUCCAUGCAAGCUCAGAACCCAUACACGGAUCCGUCGAUGAUGGAGUCAGAUGCGGAUCGGUCCUUCUCGCAGACGAUGUUGCAGCAGACCUCUCAACGGAGUAUGGGGACGAACGAUGCCGCGAUUGCACAGCGAGAACGUGAGAUCAACGAUAUCGCAAAGGGAAUUAUCGAGUUGUCGGAUAUCUUCCGCGAGCUGCAGGGCAUGAUCAUCGAUCAAGGGACCAUGCUCGACCGUAUAGAUUACAACGUCGAGCGUAUGGGCACUGAGGUUAAAGCUGCGGACAAGGAACUGAAAGUGGCUACGGGCUACCAACGGCGAACUACCAAACGCAAGGUCAUGAUCUUGCUCCUGCUGCUUGUAGUAGGUAUGAUUAUCAUUCUGGUGAUAAAACCAAAGGGAGGCAGCUCUGCGCCACCACCGCCGCCUGAAGAUGAAUCCUCAAACAAUAUCCGUCGCUCUGUACUGGCUUCUGUGAACAGGGGGCGGGGACAUCAUUUGUCGACUCGGUUUGCGCGAGAUCGGUGGAUGGAUCCGGAUAUAUUCCGAUGAUCUUGCAAAUAGCAUGGGUUAAUAGUUAAUGUAACCAAAGUGAGGAUCAUUUUGCAUAUAGAUGUAGUGCCGUUGCGGCUUAUAAGUGAUCCCUUUUGGCUUAUCAUAUCUAUUAUGA
Messenger RNA from Penicillium canescens, 1376 nucleotides. RefSeq names its product t-SNARE syntaxin TLG2. Lineage: Eukaryota; Fungi; Ascomycota; Eurotiomycetes; Eurotiales; Aspergillaceae. Gene Ontology annotation, molecular function: SNAP receptor activity; SNARE binding. The record is from RefSeq and is a predicted model, not a curated record. The coding region runs from base 119 to 1258 and encodes 379 amino acids. The transcript has 4 exons. Gene Ontology annotation, biological process: intracellular protein transport; vesicle fusion; vesicle-mediated transport. Gene Ontology annotation, cellular component: endomembrane system; membrane; SNARE complex.